AUGUCCAACUUGCCAUUCACCGCUCUAAACGGGUACCAGCCAACUCCGACCUUGUUGCCAUUCAACCCUCUUUCGCCGCUAUCAAUCCCUCUAGCUCAAAUUUUCCAAAAUGACAAUAACUCGCCCACACAGCCGUUCUUUCACCACCGACCGGUGCUACCGAAUCCAUUUGAUUUCUGGAUGAAGCUCACCGAAAUGCGACGACAAAACUCGGCGUUUUUGAGUUGUGGUAAGUUUUGGCGCUGUUUUUCGGAGGGGGUUUUCUGAUUUUGGGCCGUCAAAAUCAGAAUCGAUCCCACUGUCACUUUAUCACCUGAAGGUGACAGUGGGAAAAGAUGGCAAAGUAAUCUUUGAGGCAAAAAAUAACUCUAAAUACGUCGCAGUUAAAUCUUUGAGAAAUCCAGUUUACGCUUUGCAAGGCUGCAGGGAUCCAUAUUCAAUAGUCUUUCCGCCAUGAAACUAUAGGAAAUGAAGAGAAACAGUAUGAUAAAAACUUGCUCUUCGGCCGUAUCUUUGCAAAUUUUGCUCGUGAAAUCUAUUUUUUUUGCGGACAUGCUUUAUAGCCAUCCAGAUUUCACUAUUUUUACAAAAAAAAUUUAAAACUAGCCUCCAUUUUGGCUAAUUUUAUCUUAGUUUCUCUGUGGCUUCUGCAAAUCGCAAGCUCAUAAUGUCGCAUCUUGAAAAAAAUGCUUAUCAAUCUAAAUUUUUUUUUAUUUCAGUAUCUCCCAACACUAGUCCAACAAUCAAGGCCGGCUCCAGCCCCGAGAGUCCAGUCAGCUCCAAGCAGAAAAGCGAAUCGCCAACGGAUUUUCGGCGGAUUGAAACUCUGAUUCAGUCGCAAGAAGAAGUGAAAAAAGAGAAUGAUCCCUUGAUGGAUUCGCCGAGCAGUUCGUCGAUGAAAAAUAGUGGCCGAGAGUGUCCGAAAUGUGGGAAACAUUUCACCCGACAUUGGCUAUUGCAAGGCCAUAUUAGGACACACAGUAAGCUUUAUUCUUUAUAAAGUUUUAUGUUUUAAAAUUGUGUAAACAGUGUGUUGUUUGAGGGCUUCUAAAAAUGAUAUGUUGAGGUUUUGAUGACUAAAUUUCAGCUGGAGAAAGACCAUUCAAAUGCGACAUUUGCUCGAAAGCCUUCGCCGACAAGUCCAACCUUCGAGCGCAUCGGCAAACUCACUGCAGUAAGUUGCUAUUUUACGUAUAAAAUGUUUACAAAAAGUGUAUAAUAAAUAAGCAAAAUGACAAAGCGAUUUUUCCCCGAAUUCUGACUGCAUAAUGUCGCCAGUUUGCAGAAAACUUCAUGCAUUUUUAUAUAAAUAGAAAAACGUAACUCUUUUUUCAGUCUGUCGGGAAAAUAAUGAGCUCAAUUUCGCUUCACCGAUCGUAAAACGCUGAGGUAAAAAAACAAUUUGAUUUUUUCGCGACAUAAUUCAUUUCCUUGGCGACGAUGCGGUUUUUGAUGCGAUAGAGUGCUCAUUAUUUUCCCGACAGACUGAUAGGCUCUCAAAUUUCCUUUAAAUUUUGCCUGUAGUUUCUAAACUAGCCACAUUUAAUUUUUAGUUAGCAAAUUUUUUAUCGCUUUUCAAAAGGGGCCGAGAAUUUUGACCAAGUCUUUGGAAGCCAUGUUAAGACUUGUGGCCCGCUAAGAAAUUCCCUUAUUUUUAAAAUACGCCAGUUCUAAUACUUGUUCUAAAUGUGCGUAAUUAUAAAUUAUUUCAUUUCCAGAAGACAAAAAGUUCAUCUGCCCCCGCUGCAAGAAGGGUUUUGCCCUCAAGUCCUACCUCUCCAAACACCAAGAGUCGAGUUGUAACAGUCGGCAUAUGAAGCUACCUCCCAUGAUGCCCUUUUUUUAUCAUCCAAAAUAA
Messenger RNA from Bursaphelenchus xylophilus (pine wood nematode), 1858 nucleotides. The record is from the annotation of a GenBank genome assembly. NCBI's taxonomy places the organism in Eukaryota, Metazoa, Nematoda, Chromadorea, Rhabditida, Aphelenchoididae.